CCCAUUGGGUUGUGUUCCAAUGUGAUUACCUCAACUUGCGUCCCAAAGGAUUUUAUAAUUCAUGGUGAGUCUUGACCAAGGGCAGACUGUCCAUUCAGGUACUUGGGCACUGCCCAAGGGCCCAGGGGUCAGUAGGGGGCCCCAUGAGAUGCCCCUGGUACUUUUUUCAUAGGCUUUUUUGAGUUUGGGCAAGGACACAGGGGCCCCGUGAUCCCCUAUUGCCCAGGGGCCCCAUGAGUUGUCAGUCCG
This is a messenger RNA of Staurois parvus, 249 nucleotides long. Lineage: Eukaryota; Metazoa; Chordata; Amphibia; Anura; Ranidae. The record is from the annotation of a GenBank genome assembly.